Molecule: messenger RNA, 1398 nt
Organism: Stegastes partitus (bicolor damselfish)
Lineage: Eukaryota; Metazoa; Chordata; Actinopteri; Pomacentridae
Gene: fbxl3l
Product: F-box and leucine-rich repeat protein 3, like
Exons: 4
Coding region: 1-1299 (432 amino acids)
Cellular component (GO): mitochondrion
Molecular function (GO): protein binding
Source: RefSeq, a predicted model, not a curated record
AUGAAACGAGGAAGGACAGGUCUCAAAGCCAUGUGCCAGGCCUUCCCCUCCCACGAGGAGAGGGUUAAGAGACAGAAGCGGGCGGCGUCCGGUUUCGCUCUGACUCCAUUGCAGGACUGGGGUAACCUGCCCCACCACGUCGUCCUGCAGAUCUUCCAGCAUCUGUCCCUGGUGGACCGGGCCAGGGCCUCGUCUGUCUGCCGGUGCUGGAAUGAUGUCUUUCACACCCCUGACCUGUGGAGGAGGUUCGAGUUUGAGCUCAAUCAGCCGGCCACGUCUUACCUACGCUCCACUCACCCUGACCUCAUUCAGCAGAUCAUCAAGAAGCACGCCCAACACCUGCAGUACGUCAGCUUCAAAGUGGACAGCUGCACAGAAUCUGCAGAGGCGGCCUGUGACAUUCUGUCCCAGCUGGUGAACUGUACCAUUAAGACCCUGGGGCUGAUUUCCACAGCACGGCCCAGCUUCAUGGAUGUAUCCCAGGCCCACUUUGUGUCUGCGCUGACAGUGGUGUUUGUCAACUCCAAGUCUCUGUCCUCUAUCAAGAUUGAUGACACCCCUGUAGACGAUCCGUCCCUGAAGGUGCUGGUUGCCAACAACAGCGACACCCUUAAGUUGCUGAAGAUGAGCAGCUGUCCUCAUGUCUCCCCAGCAGGUAUCUUGUGCGUGGCAGACCAGUGCCACGGCCUCAGGGAGCUGGCGUUGAACUACCAUCUCCUGAGCGACGAGCUGCUCCUCGCCCUGUCGUCUGAAAAGCACGUCCACUUGGAGCACCUGCGCAUCGAUGUGGUGAGUGAGAACCCCGGACAGACACACUUUCACACCAUCAAGAGGAGCAGCUGGGAGGCGUUAGUACGACACUCGCCCAAGGUCAACAUCGUCAUGUACUUCUUCCUCUAUGAGGAGGAGUUCGAGCCCUUCUUCUGUGAGGAGACGCCGGUCACCCACCUGUACUUUGGCCGGGCAGUCAGCAAAGAGAUGCUGGGCCGCAUUGGGCUGAACUGCCCUCGGCUGGUGGAGCUGGUCGUGUGCGCCAACGGCCUGGAGCCCCUGGACGAGGAGCUGAUCCGCAUCGCAGAGCGCUGCAAAAGCCUGACAGCCAUCGGGCUGGGCGAGUGCGAAGUGACCUGCAGCGGCUUCGUGGAGUUUGUGAAGAUGUGCGGGGGCAGGCUGACUCAGCUGUCGAUCAUGGAGGAGGUGCUGAUCCCAGACAGCAGCUACAACAUGGAGCAGAUCCACAGUGAGGUGUCCAAGCACCUGGGUCGCAUGUGGUUCCCUGAUAUGAUGCCCACCUGGUAGGCUGACGGGAAGCCAGAGUGGAGGGCUGGUACGAAGCAUGUGAGUUUAAUGAACUCUGAUGGGAACAGGUCAGACUUAAACACUUUUACAAUCUCUUGU